This is a messenger RNA of Spinacia oleracea (spinach), 462 nucleotides long. RefSeq names its product monofunctional riboflavin biosynthesis protein RIBA 3, chloroplastic-like. Gene Ontology annotation, biological process: riboflavin biosynthetic process. The transcript has 3 exons. The record is from RefSeq and is a predicted model, not a curated record. Gene Ontology annotation, cellular component: cytosol. NCBI's taxonomy places the organism in Eukaryota, Viridiplantae, Streptophyta, Magnoliopsida, Caryophyllales, Amaranthaceae. Gene Ontology annotation, molecular function: 3,4-dihydroxy-2-butanone-4-phosphate synthase activity. The coding region runs from base 1 to 462 and encodes 153 amino acids.
AUGAUAGCCAAAAACUUCCUCGAUUUUUCCUGUUCUUUUCAUUCAUCUAUGUUUCUGCACAUAAAAUCUCCGAGAAAUGAGGUCCUAAGCAUUGUUAUGAUGCAUGAUGCUAAAGUAGGCAUCACAACUGGAGUAUCAGCUUCGGAUAGAGCAAAAACAGCUGCUGCUCUUGCAUCUCCGAACUUUAAGCCUGAAGAUUUCAGGAGGCCUGGUCAUGUUUUUCCCCUCAAGUAUAAAAAUGGUGGGGUUCUAAGGAGAGCAGGACAUACUGAAUCUUCUGUUGAUUUGGUUAUGUUGGCUGAAUUAAGACCAGUUUCAGUUCUUUCAGCCAUUAUUGAUCAAGAUGAUGGCUCAAUGGCCUCUUUAACCACUUUAAGAAAACUCUCUUUGGAGCACAACAUUCCUAUUGUCUCCAUUACUGAUUUAAUCAGAUAUGAAAGAAAGAGGGAAAGAUUGGUAUAA